UAACAUAUAAUGCAACUGUGAAAGCAAAACAAUAAGACAUUUACAAAGGCAAUAUUAUACAGAGAAGCCUCCUUGCAACAGGCCUAUGGCCAGGCAGAUCACCUGACCAUGUUCGCUGGAUACACGGACCAUUCCACCACUAACUUUCAGACUUCAUACAUGAAGUUAAUUAGCAUGUGUAGUUUUGACACCGCGUAUUCUUAUGCCUAAGAGCAUUGUUUUUGAAAUAUUAAUAAAAACACUUGCCUGCUUAGAUUUAUAGUAUCGAUGUUGCAUCCAAAUUGGAGCUUUAUGUAUUGGAAGCAGGUGUUUACAUAUGUUACGGACUACCGUAUUUCUGUAGAGCGAUGGGAACCCACGUGAGAUGUACACUGGGUCAAUGCACUGUCAUCGUUAAAGAAGGCUUGGGUAGGCCAAGGCUACCAUGUACUUCACUUACAAGUACAGCGACUCUUGUUUGUCUGGUGCAGCAGUCCAGUUCCUUGCACUGUGUGAUGCGCUGUUUGCACUGACUUGUGGCUAUGCAGGUUCCUCGACUACGGCAUCCCCGAAGCAGUACAGCUCACUCGUGUCCAUACAAGGCAGGCUGCAUUCCUGUCGGCAGUGCACCUAUGUGACCCAGCACGAGGGAAUAAUGAAAACACACCUUAGCAGACACACGGCUGAGUGCCCCUUCCAGUGCCACCUGUGUCCGGUGGCAUUUACUCGGAGCGACAGUCUCAAAGGGCACAUUCGGACCCAUACAGAAGUGCGUCCAUUUUCCUGCGUACACUGCAGUGCAUCUUUUUCGCUGAAAGGCAACCUCGUGAGGCACGUGCGCACCCACGCAGGAGAGCGUCCCUUUUCCUGUGACCACUGCAAUGCAUCCUUUUCAGUGAAAAGCAAGCUGACGAAACACUUGCGCACCCACACUGGAGAGCGUCCCUUUUCAUGUGACCACUGCAAUGCAUCCUUUUCAGUGAAAAGCAAGCUGACGGAACACUUGCGCACCCACACUGGAGAGCGUCCCUUUUCAUGUGACUACUGCAAUGCAUCCUUUUCAGUGAAAAGCAAGCUGACGGAACACUUGCUCACCCACACUGGAGAGCGUCCCUUUUCCUGUGACCACUGCAAUGCGUCCUUUACAGUGAAAAGCAAGCUGACGGAACACUUGCGCACCCACACUGGAGAGCGUCCCUUUUCAUGUGACCACUGCAAUGCAUCCUUUUUGGUUAAAAGCAGCCUUGUGACGCACAUGCGCACCCACACAGGAGAGCGUCCCUUUUCCUGUGACCACUGCAGUGCAUCCUUUUCACUGAAAGGCAACCUCGUGAAACACAUGCGCACCCACACAGGAGAGCGUCCCUUUUCCUGUGACCACUGCAAUGCAUCCUUUUCAGCGAAAAGCACUCUGACUGGACACUUGCGCACCCACACUGGAGAGCGUCCCUUUUCCUGUGACCACUGCAAUGCAUCCUUUUCAGUGAAAAGCCAUCUGACGGAACACUUGCGCACCCACACUGGAGAGCGUCCCUUUUCAUGUGACCACUGCAAUGCAUCCUUUUCACAGAAAGGCAACCUCGUGAAACACAUGCGCACCCACACAGGAGAGCGUCCCUUUUUCUGUGACCACUGCAAUGCAUCCUUUUCCCUGAAAAGCACUCUGAUGUUACACUUGCGCACCCACACUGGAGAGCGUCCCUUUUCAUGUGACCACUGCAAUGCAUCCUUUUCGGUUAAAAGCAGCCUUGUGAAGCACAUGCUUACCCACACAGGAGAACGUCCCUUUUCAUGUGACCACUGCAAUGCAUCCUUUUUACACAAGCGCCACCUCACUCACCACACCUCAAGGCGUCAUCCAAGCAAGACACCCUAAAGGUUCCCUCUCUUCGGCAUCCUUGGAGCAGUACCAUUCUCUUGUGUCCGUACAAGGCCGACUGCAUUCCUGUCGGCAGUAACCUGUGUGACCAAGAACAGUGGACAUGUGAAAAUGCACCUUCGCAGAUGCAUGGGCGAGCGCCCUGUCGAGUGCCACCUGUGUCUGGCUACGUUCACUCGUGACUGUGAUCUCAAAAGCCACAUUACCACCCACAUGGUUGAGGGUCCCUUUUCCUGUGUUCACUGCAAUGCAUGCUUUGUGCAGAAAAGUGCACUAAAAGUCCACAUGUGUCAUCAUCAUGCAGAGAAGCCCUGAAGGUCUGGAAUAUGGACAAUAUUUUGUGUGUGUGGGUGAAAUAGCGGAUUCAUUGAUUGAUUACAUUUUUACAGCGAAUGAUAACUUCUAAAGUGCAUCAAAGGGUUUUUGGAUGUUUCAGGAAUGGCGUUUCUUACAGGGUAUUGUCUAGUGAGAAAUCUAUUGUUAAUUAAAAUUUCUCCAUGAGGGCCUUCAAAUGACUUUACAGCUAUGUCAUAAUGUUGAAUGUUUGCCUUACCUUCAAUGUGGAUUGUCUAAAAGUGCAUUUA
Molecule: messenger RNA, 2442 nt
Organism: Rhipicephalus sanguineus (brown dog tick)
Lineage: Eukaryota; Metazoa; Arthropoda; Arachnida; Ixodida; Ixodidae
Product: zinc finger protein OZF-like
Exons: 2
Coding region: 425-1855 (476 amino acids)
Biological process (GO): regulation of transcription by RNA polymerase II
Molecular function (GO): RNA polymerase II cis-regulatory region sequence-specific DNA binding; DNA-binding transcription factor activity
Source: RefSeq, a predicted model, not a curated record